AGCUAGGCUGGCCUCCGCCACAGUCCUGGCGCCCGGUGUUCCCACGCUCUCCGCUCGAGAGCCGAUUCCAGGUGCGGUCGAGGCCGGGACCGCUCGGCUUGCGCGCUUCUCUGCCCGACGCGCUCCAUGCGGCCACUCAACAUGUCGGGGCACUUUCUGCUGGCUCCCAUUCCUGAGUGCUCCUCCGACUACCUCCUACCCAAAGACAUCAAGCUAGCGGUGUUGGGAGCCGGGCGUGUAGGAAAGAGCGCAAUGAUUGUGCGCUUCCUCACCAAGAGAUUCAUUGGCGACUAUGAGCCGAAUACAGGCAAGUUGUAUUCACGUCUCGUCUAUGUGGAGGGAGACCAGCUAUCUCUGCAGAUCCAGGACACUCCUGGGGGCAUCCAGGCCCAAGACAACCUCAGCCAGGCCAUUGAUUCUCUAUCCAAGUGCGUGCAGUGGGCCGAGGGCUUUCUUCUUGUCUAUUCCAUCACAGACUAUGACAGCUACCAGUCCAUCCGGCCCCUUUAUCAGCAUAUCCGGAAGGUUCAUCCUGAUUCUAAAGCCCCUGUCAUCAUAGUGGGCAAUAAGGGGGACCUUCUGCAUGCCCGGCAGGUACAAACGCAUGAUGGUAUUCAGCUAGCCAAUGAGCUAGGCAGCCUAUUCCUUGAAAUUUCCACUAGUGAAAACUACGAAGACGUCUGUGAUGUGUUUCAGCAUCUUUGCAAAGAAGUGAGCAAGCUGCACAGCCUCAGUGGGGAGCGGAGAAGGGCCUCCAUCAUCCCCCGGCCUCGCUCUCCCAACAUGCAGGACCUGAAGAGACGCUUCAAGCAGGCUCUGUCUUCCAAAGUAAAAGCACCCUCCACCUUGGGGUAAAACAUCUCAGACAGACUGACGUCCUUUUUAUUAUGCAUUUGUGCAGCUACAAAGACUGGACCUCUCCCUUUUUAAUCACACAUUCAGAGUUUAUUUUUAUAAAGACUUUAUUGGUUUCCAAGUGUAUGUGUGUUACUAAAAAUUCAAACUGAUUGCCUAGAAGUUGGGUAGUUUUUUUAAAUAAAA
This is a messenger RNA of Marmota flaviventris (yellow-bellied marmot), 1041 nucleotides long. RefSeq names its product RAS like family 11 member A (gene Rasl11a). The record is from RefSeq and is a predicted model, not a curated record. NCBI's taxonomy places the organism in Eukaryota, Metazoa, Chordata, Mammalia, Rodentia, Sciuridae. Gene Ontology annotation, molecular function: GTPase activity; GTP binding.